Molecule: messenger RNA, 2683 nt
Organism: Stegostoma tigrinum
Lineage: Eukaryota; Metazoa; Chordata; Chondrichthyes; Orectolobiformes; Stegostomatidae
Gene: rnf122
Product: ring finger protein 122
Exons: 6
Coding region: 699-1163 (154 amino acids)
Source: RefSeq, a predicted model, not a curated record
CCUCCCCUUCACGGUCCUAUCAUUUCGGUUAGAGCCUCUGUGGCUUCAAGACUGGGAAUGGUACCAAACUUCACUGGACUUGCGGUCCUGGGAACAAUGUGCAUCGCGAUUGCCUUUCCUGUGACCUUAAAUCCUGAGAAGCUGUGACCGGGACUGGGGAGAUGGCAGAGUUGUGGGGCACGGCCAACGCCAAACAGACCCGGCUGAGUCAGGCUGUAACGUCCUCCUUGUCGGUGGAAGCACGGAACGUGUCAACAGGGAUAUUGGCACACGCACACCGCCAACAGGAGCUUUGAGGUGAGGGUGCAAGCGAACCAGAGGUGUGCUCGCUGUGUUUGAUCCCCGCCCCCUCUCAGGCGACUGUCAGCCGGAGGCGUGCGGCGAGCACAAGCCCGUCUCCUCUGCGGCUCUCCACGCACUUGGCCUUGAGAGGGAAGGGAGGAGGAAGGCUGUUGGCUUCUCGGAACGUUUGUUUCAAGCGGCGCUUCGGGUCGAGGCGAGGAAGAAGCGUGCGGGAGCAGUCUGAUCCGGGCAGCGGGGCCUUGCCGCUGUGUUUCUGGCAGAGGGAGUCCCGGGGGUUUGCACUGUGCAAGGCGCGGACUUUGCUGUCGAAAGGGAGGGAACCCCAGAGAUUGAGCCUUUCCCCCCGGCUCCCUCCACCCCAUUCCUGCGGCAGCGAUCGGGAUCCGGGACUAUUGAUGCACCCUUUCCAGGGGUGUAACGGAUGUUUCUGUGGCUUGGGAGUGAUUUACUCGAAUAAAUCGUGCACAAUGCCACCAAUUACCUUUCAGGAUCUUCCAUUGAACAUCUACAUGGUGAUAUUUGGUACUGGAAUUUUUGUCUUCGUGCUGAGUCUGAUAUUCUGCUGUUAUUUUAUCAGCAAACUCCGACACCAAGCACGCAAUGAGAAAUAUGGAUGCAAAGAGGUAAUAACAAGAGGUGACGCUAAAAAGCUGAAUUUACAUGGGACAUGUGCUGUUUGCUUAGAGGAUUUCAAGAUUAAAGAGGAGUUGGGAGUGUUACCCUGUCAACACGCCUUUCACCGGAAGUGCUUGGUGAAAUGGCUGGAAAUUCGCUGUGUCUGUCCGAUGUGUAACAAACCUAUUGCUGGAGCACCUGAGCAACAGCAAGCGAUUGGCACACUCCUGGAUGAACUUGUUUGAUGCAUUUUAAACUUCACACUGACAGAAGAAUCUCGGAAUAGCCAAGAAUCAAGAGUUUUCUGGUUUUUUUUUGAAAAUUGUGAUUGACUGUUGACUGGAGCCAGAGAGAAUGUGAGAGGAUCUGAGCUGAGGCGUGACACAGCACUGAUGUGGUUGGAGUAAAUGUUGGCAUUGGGAAUGAUUGGGAAAGCUGUCCUCUGAAUGCCCCUUCAACACAUCUGCUGAGGAAUAGAACAACUUCUAGACUUGCCACUCAGAACUGAGCUCUUUAAUACUCACAGCACCCCGCCUGGUUGACCAGUGCAUUGCUGAGCCAUACAAACCAGACGGUCCUAGCUCCCAUGAUAACAAAGUUUGGAGCUGGAUGAACACAGCAGGCCAAGCAGCAUCUCAGGAGCACAAAAGCUGACGUUUCGGGCCUAAACCCUUCAUCGUCUCGCUCCCAUUCCUGAUUGUUGCUGACUCAGCAGAUCUAAUCUGCUGCAAUUGGGCAGUACCACCAUGGAUGACAGAGGGUUCCCAUUUUUGAUGAGUAUUCUGUUAUCCUCAAAGAUAUUGGUGUAAUUGUGGACAGGCUGAUCUGUCAUACCGUCCAGAGCUAGAAAGGGUGCCAGGCCUAACUCUGAUUCAAAGUGAAGAACUAGCCUGCUGCAUUUGCCAUGAGUUGGUGUGCAGUGGCCGUGUGGAAUUGAAACUCACUAAGUUUGGGUUUUCAGCGGAAAUGGGAAAUUUUUGAUGAGAAGCCCAAGUGUCGAACUAUUCUGAAACCAGCAGAAAUUAAUAUGGGUGGACAUGCACUGGGGUACACUGUACUUGUAACGACCUGCUAUAUGGAUGUUCAUUCAUCCACCCCACUGCAUUCAAGUUGGAGAUUCACCUGAAGUAGACCCAUUCUCAUGGAGUGAAACUCCAUGGAUCCAGCAAACCUGUGUUACUCUGACGGUCAUUGUCCAUCAGUACCAUCACAGCAUCACAGGUUCCCCAAUCCGUGGGCUCUGUUGGACCAGGAGAAAAUCUUUGCUACCCAUUCACUCAUUGCAACGAUGCGUGUGUUUAGCUGUUGUGGACAGUCAAGAGCAAUAUUGCAGUACCACAUGGAGCCUGAUGAUUGAGAAAGAAACCAUCAUUACCUAACCCAAUGAACUAAAGAUAUGUCUCCCUUCUUUCAACUGCUUCCAAUAAACUGACCCUCAAGCACAAUCUGUCAUUGAGUUAAAGGUCUCAGUCCAAGACUAUGUCGGGGAAUGGAACUCUUAUACUGGUGUGGCUGUAAGUGGUACUCUGAGCUCAGGAAUGGUACCUGCUGUUAGAAGAGAACAGACAGAGAGUAUUACUUUGCAGUUCACUGCAACAUGGGGCUGUGUGAGGGUUCUCUGAUCAUUGUGCUGUCUCUUGCACGUUUUUUGUUGUUUACUGGGCACGACUGUUUUUGUACAGAUUUUAACUAAGUGCUUUGAAUCUGUUCCUUCCUUUAAGAAGGAUUUUCUUUUAUUGUAAAAUACCAACUUUUAGUAAAUAUA